AUGUAUCGAGAUCGAGGGGGAGGAGGAGGCUCAUUGAAGGGUGGGGAGAUGUUGGAUCGGAAGCGAAUCAACGAUGCGUUGGACAAGCACUUAGAGAAGUCUUCCCCUUCUACAUCUAGAAACAAGCCCUCAUCUUCCUCCUUACCCUCCACCUCCACCGGUGCCGGGAAGCAUAUGGACCACCGCGAUGCCCGGGCACCGUCAAAUCUUAAUACCAGCAAGAACAAGUGCUCCGAUGAGGAAUCUGAAACAGACAGUGAAGAGUCUGAUGUUAGUGGUUCUGAUGGAGAUGAUACGUCGUGGAUUUCUUGGUUCUGCAACUUGCGGGGAAAUGAGUUCUUUUGUGAAGUUGAUGAUGAAUAUAUUCAAGAUGAUUUUAACCUCUCUGGGUUGAGCAGUCAAGUCCCAUAUUAUGAUUAUGCACUUGAUUUAAUUCUGGACGUUGAAUCCUCUCAUGAUGAUAUGUUUACUGAGGAACAAAAUGAGUUGGUUGAAUCAGCGGCAGAGAUGCUCUAUAGUCUUAUUCAUGUCCGAUACAUUUUGACAAGCAAGGGAAUGGCUGCAAUGUUGGAGAAGUACAAAAACUAUGACUUUGGAAGAUGCCCAAGAGUUUACUGCUGUGGACAGCCUUGCCUUCCUGUUGGUCAAUCUGACAUCCCACGUUCAAGUACCGUGAAGAUAUACUGUCCCAGGUGUGAAGAUAUUUACUACCCUCGAUCCAAGUACCAUGGCACUAUCGAUGGAGCUUAUUUCGGUACCACAUUCCCUCAUCUCUUCUUGAUGACAUAUGGACACCUCAAGCCACAAAAGCCAACACAAAGUUACACACACAGAGUUUUUGGCUUCAAGCUUCACAAGCCUUGA
Fraxinus pennsylvanica is the source of this 864-nucleotide messenger RNA. The record is from the annotation of a GenBank genome assembly. Lineage: Eukaryota; Viridiplantae; Streptophyta; Magnoliopsida; Lamiales; Oleaceae.